Acaulospora colombiana is the source of this 409-nucleotide messenger RNA. Lineage: Eukaryota; Fungi; Glomeromycota; Glomeromycetes; Diversisporales; Acaulosporaceae. The record is from the annotation of a GenBank genome assembly.
UCCCGGACAGAAAGCCGGAACCAAGUUCCGAUUCAAAGGAGAAGGAAAUGAACGACCAAACGGAGAAUCCCAAGACUUGGUGUUUGUCAUUGAAGAACUACCACACGAACGCUUCACCAGAGACGGAAAUGACCUCGUCACUACCGAAAAGAUAACACUAUUAGAAGCCCUGACUGGUACAGGUGGCACACGACAAAUACGUGUUCCCGAUGGACGCAGGCCUUCCGUCACUAUACCCGCCUCUGUGGUCAAACCGGGCUCUCAAACAAGGGUACCAGGAUUUGGUAUGCCUAUUCGAAAAGCCGGCGAGACAAAGCAAAAUGGGGAUCUCAUUGUAAAAUGGGACAUUGAGUUCCCAGACCGCCUGACGAGCAGUCAAAAAGAAGGCUUGAAGAAAAUUUUAGGCUAG